Messenger RNA from Prunus armeniaca (apricot), 633 nucleotides. Lineage: Eukaryota; Viridiplantae; Streptophyta; Magnoliopsida; Rosales; Rosaceae. The record is from the annotation of a GenBank genome assembly.
AUGAGGGGGGAUGAUAUAUGGAUUGGCCAAAGUUUGGGGAAAUCUACGUCUUUAGAAAAAGCCGAUUUAUUUCUGGAAUCUAAUCGCCGUUGCUUUAAAAUAUUGUCUGAGGUUCUCUACAGUAUAAACAAGGUUGAAACUCUUGCUCUAAACAGAGAGACCACCAUGGUUAUAUUCUUUCCCAGCAUGGCAAUAGGGGCUGUCUAUGGAGAUUUCAUGCCACUGCUAUUAGAGAAUGUUUGUUAUUUGUCUAUUCAUGUUGGAAGCUUUCGUGAUAUGCUAGUCCCAGGAAUGGUCUCCACUUUUCAAGGAAUGUGUAAUUUGAGUACUUUGGAAAUAAAGUCUGACCCAGAAUUCUUUGAACCUAAAACUGAUUGUUCUGGGUUUAAUAUGGGAUAUUGGAGAUUGCAAAACAUUUAUUUUAUUCAUCAACUUAAGGAAGUGACCAUAGAGCUUUCCAUUGGAUCUAAUGGAAUUCAGUUUGCAAAAUAUGUGCUCGAGCAUUCUCAGAAUUUGAAGAAAAUGACAGUUUUUCAUGCACCUCAGCAGUCGAAAGCUGUAAGGAAGAUAACAAAAAGCAAGAUUGCUUCCAGUGCCAAACUUGCCUUUUUGGAGGAUAGAGAAAGAAGUUGA